This is a messenger RNA of Aureobasidium subglaciale EXF-2481, 1500 nucleotides long. RefSeq lists its product as uncharacterized. Gene Ontology annotation, cellular component: membrane. The record is from RefSeq and is a predicted model, not a curated record. Bases 1 to 1500 code for a protein of 499 amino acids. Lineage: Eukaryota; Fungi; Ascomycota; Dothideomycetes; Dothideales; Saccotheciaceae. The transcript is spliced from 5 exons. Gene Ontology annotation, molecular function: G protein-coupled receptor activity. Gene Ontology annotation, biological process: cell surface receptor signaling pathway; G protein-coupled receptor signaling pathway.
AUGUCGUUUUCGGGAACUUCGUGCCCGCUGCCGUUCUUGAGCAGGGACAACUAUACUUCGGGAGGAGGAUACAUCGGAGGUCGCUUUUGUAGUGAUGAGUGUUGUCUGCCUUGUCCACUGACCGAAUUGGUGUAUUCCGACGCAUUUCCUACCCACGAGCUAGCGGCCGAAUGGCUCAGUGUCGUCAGUCUGAGCAGCAGCGUCUUUCUGCUACUGACCUUUUUGAUCUUGGCUCCUGAGAAGAGUCAUCGCCACUAUCUCAGCGUAGGCCUUACAGUCGCCAAUGUCCUUCUGCAGCUGGCUCUCAUCGUUCCGCUAGCGUCAAAGCCUUCCAUGUGCUACGAUGACAUUACCCCCAAUGACAUGUAUUCGGACUUGUCGUGCGCUUUCUCUGGAGCCUUGCUUCUAUGGGGAGGUAUGGCUUCCGUUUGUUGGGUCUUGUCUCGUUCACUAUGGACCCACCUGAGGGUGUGCUGGAAUAUCUCGGACACACGACUCUUUUUGAUCGCAUCUCACAUCUUCGGUUGGGGAAUCCCUACUAUCCUCACUGCAGUCUGCAUGAAGUACACUGGGGUUUCCUAUCGUUUGACGAUCGUCUGUCUGCCCAACGACAAGCACACAUUCACCACCUAUUUCGGCUGGAUGAUUGCCUUUGCUAGUCUGGCAUUCAUCCUGCAAGUAGCGACCAGUUUUUAUUGUCUCUACAUCUAUUUGAUGAAUGUAUGGAAGACUCAUUCAUCGUCACCAUCGCGUGCCACGGGCACCUCGAGCGAACUUCCUACCAGUGCAACCACAGGCGGCACGUGGGACAAGCCUUGGAAGGCGACUCGCCAACAAGCAUGGGCUCGAGUACGUAGGGUCUUCGUACUGCAGUGGCGCAACAUCACGCUAUGUCUGCUUGUCAUCGCUGUUGUUGCUAUGCUCUCGGGUGUCUUUGUGAGUCUCAACACAUCCCUGGCGAGAGACAAGGCUCGUGGUUUCCGUGCAAAGGAGAUUGCAGGCUGGGCCGCCUGUCUUGUCAUCACGCAGGACAAGAACAAGUGCCUACCAUUAGCCAAACAACUUGGUAUAACAGAGGCAGCCAUCUCAGCAAGUCUGAUCGUUUGUGCUUUGACCGGGCUCAAGAACUUCUUAUUGCUCAUGCGCUGGAGCACUCUCGUGGCUUGGUAUGAGCUACUUCGCGGUGGUAGGAAACGCCGUGACAGCGAAGACUUCCUCAAUGCCGAGCCUCGCCGUAUCACCUUUGAUCAACCGCUCGAGUCAGAGACAAAGAAGAACGACCUUUCGCCUGUUGAUAGUCCUCUCUCGGAGUGCUUCCCCGGCAGAGGUCCUGAAUCCACUCACAAUCGCGACUCGCUUGGCGGAGAUUCGAUUCAGCACAGAUUGGAUUCCGACACACCAGCUCCGAUUCAUCCAGGCAGGACAUCCAUUUUCAUUGAGCGUCCUUCCGAUCUAGAGGACAACCCACAUCUAGAUAAAGAACAUGGAAGAGUGAUAUAG